CUGAGGCCAAGUUCAUCCGCUCACACGCGCUAGGAAUGGCAUUGCUACCAGAUCAAACAACAACACAGUCUAUGGGAACAUUCACAAAGACAGCAACAAGCUCAUUUACACAUGUUCUGCUGCACAUUAGGGCAUAGCAAGUUGAGAGAACCUGUUCCGGAGACACCUCACACAAACAACAGCAUAUAGAGCACCUGUCAAGAGGAGAGGGUUUCAGUCCUUCAAAGAAGGAUAAAAAACAUCACACUUCAAUUGUUGGAGACAAACUGAACGCUUCGGCGUUAUUUUGAAGUUUUUCCGGGCGAAUUUUUCACACUAGCCUAUCAUCACAUCUCGGCAUCCUUACAAAUAGCAUCGGUCCUGUUUUGGAAGUGACGCUGUGCCAACAGUAGUGGAGUGCAUAAAAUACUGUAACUUUUUGCAAUCCUCUAAUCUAGGUUUAACGAUUUGGUCAGCGACCUACUGCCAACUUCUGUAUUGCCUAUAAUGUAAGUGCAAAUAGUUAUCUAUUUCAAAACUUGAUCUUGCAUUGUUUUGUUCGUAAUAACACGUGGAUUGGAAUUUUGGGAAAUGAUGCUGAGCGCACGGAGGAUGCAAACCAGUCGGAGAUUGUGGCUUUAAGGCUUUUAUUUUUCUAAUCGUCUAAGCAAACCUUAUGCUAUUUGAUUAUCUUAAAGAGAUAACAUUUCCGUAAAUUCAAAAUAAUGUUAUUGUUGAGCUUUUUAUGACAAGAAACCGGUUCCAAAGAAGCGCCUGAAAUGUGUUAUCCUGUUGAACUUUUUAGGUAAAAGUUCCUGACCGCCUGUCACUUCUUAUAUUUCAACUUCUAGAUCACCAGUCAUCAAUAAUCCUAAUUAAUGUUCAAUUUUUACAUAGAGAACAUGCUAAAGUAAAUUAAUAUAUCUUAUUUCUGAAUAGUUCAGUAACAUAAGGCUCGACUUUACAAUCUUUUACGCAAGAAUUACGCGUAAUGUUGCAAUAGCCUAUUUGGCACAACCGAAUCGAAAUGUUAUCAUUCUAGAUAAAGAACAAUAUUCACUGAUCUCCACUGUCUCCAACUACAAACCCGUGCGUAGAGGACGCGUUUCCUGCCCUGCACAUCACUGGCAUCAAUGUCAUUGCUAACCUGAAAGCUGUACAGAGAAAUCAAGACGUAUAAUGGCCGAUGAGCUGGUAACCAUCACUAAUGGGAUUGUGGUGUGACUUGUUCGGCUGGAGGGACGGCUGCUGCUAUUCGUUGAAAUAUCUCCAUAGACUCAGUGCGUGUUCAAUCUACCAGAGCGGGGAUGAUCAGAAUCUUCCCGGAUUUCAGCGUUCAGGUGGCGGCGGCAGGUGGAGGAGCCGGGGGAAUGCCAUCAGGUCACGCCAUGGGGAGAGUCCCGGGUUCAACUAACGGGAACCCGCAGAACGUCCAGGGGAUCACCUCGUAUCAACAAAGGGAAAUUAAAACCCUACACCCUUUCUGCUUGGAGGAAACAGUGGAGGAGGCCGUAGAUGCCCAAUUCAUGUCCAAAUUUCCCCACGACCCUUACUGGGAGAGGCCUGCUAAUGCCAGCUCCUGUUCAGCCUCUAGGCCCAAGACACUCCACCUUGGAGGAGGGCAACAACAUACCUCAUCGCCAUGGUUGCAGGCUCUGAGGAAGGAGAAGUCCCGGGAUGCGGCUCGCUCGCGGCGGGGGAAGGAGAACUUUGAGUUCUAUGAGCUGGCUAAGAUGCUGCCCCUGCCCGGGGCCAUCACCAGCCAGCUGGACAAGGCUUCCAUCAUCCGCCUCACCAUCAGCUACCUUAAGAUGAGAGACUUUGCCAACCAGGGGGACCCGCCAUGGAACCUGCGCAUGGAAGGCCCACCGCCCAACACCUCCGUCAAAGCUAUAGGAGAUCAGCGAAGGAGGACUCCCAGUGCGGUAGCCUCAGAGAUCUUCGAGCCACACCUCGGGAGCCACAUAUUGCAGUCCCUGGAUGGAUUUGUAUUUACACUAAACAAGGAGGGAAGGUUUUUGUACAUCUCUGAGACGGUGUCUAUAUACCUGGGGCUUUCGCAGGUGAGUGCAACAACCGUCAAUGCCUUGUCGCUACUACUGCGCUUUCCCCCUCUGUUUCUUUUGUUUAUCAGUGGCCGCUAGAAGACAAUUCAGACAAAUUAUAGCUCAUUUAACAUCUCAUCAGCUUGUUCGCCCUGUAGUUAAUUUGCAGCCAUCAAUGCUGCAUAUUUUAUCAGAGGGUGCUUUUCAUCUCAGUGGUGUGUUAACGGGUCCUCGUCUACUAUUGGCCGGUUCAAGUACAUGUCAAUAAACAGACUGAGCUGUCUCAGAGGUCAAACGUCAGGGGGAGUGACCUUGAAGAUUCUAAUGGUUCCAAACACCAUAGCUUUGUUUCCAGGGCUAACAGACAGACAGACAGACUAGAAAGCAAACACACACACAGGUCUAUAGAAGAAUGACUAGAGACUAUACAGAGCCUAUCUCCCAACUGUCACGAUCGUGUGGAGGAUUGACGGACCAAAACGCAGCAGUAGGAAAAUAAGCCAUAUUACUUUUAAUGAAUACGAAGGCAAAAACGAAACAAAAACACUUACACACUAACAAAACAAGAAAACGAUCUUGAAGCUAUGAACGAAGUGCACAUACAGGCUACAAACGUAUAACAUAGACAACGCUAGACACAUGCACUCAACACAAACCCAUACACUACACCCAACACCCCCUUUACCAUAUAAUCACCCAAAACCAACAAAACACAAACAUUCCCCAUGUCACACCCUGACCUAACUAAAAUAAUAAAGAAAAACAAAGAAUACUAAGGCCAGGGCGUGACAUAACCCCCCCCUUAAGGUGCGAACUCCGGGCGCACCAUUACACAGUCUAGGGGAGGGUCUGGGUGGGCUUCCUUCCACGGUGGCGGCUCCGGCACUGGUCGUGGUCCCCACCCCACCACAGUCACUAACCGCCUCCUUAGCUUCCUCCAAAUGACCCCCCUCCACAUUAACCCCACUGAAUUAAGGGGCAGUUCCGGACUAAGGGGCAGCUCCGGACUAAGGGGCAGCU
Molecule: messenger RNA, 3044 nt
Organism: Salvelinus fontinalis (brook trout)
Lineage: Eukaryota; Metazoa; Chordata; Actinopteri; Salmoniformes; Salmonidae
Product: neuronal PAS domain-containing protein 3-like
Exons: 6
Coding region: 1287-2123 (278 amino acids)
Biological process (GO): regulation of transcription by RNA polymerase II
Molecular function (GO): DNA-binding transcription factor activity, RNA polymerase II-specific; RNA polymerase II transcription regulatory region sequence-specific DNA binding; protein dimerization activity
Source: RefSeq, a predicted model, not a curated record